This is a messenger RNA of Suillus fuscotomentosus, 2007 nucleotides long. RefSeq lists its product as uncharacterized. Lineage: Eukaryota; Fungi; Basidiomycota; Agaricomycetes; Boletales; Suillaceae. The record is from RefSeq and is a predicted model, not a curated record. The transcript is spliced from 14 exons. Bases 1 to 1554 code for a protein of 517 amino acids.
AUGCAGCGGAUUUAUUGGUUGACCCGUGUGCGACAGCAGUGCCCAGUGAUUUCUGCGCGAGGACUUAUUCCGUCGCGAAUUGGACGUGUCAAGAUUAGAAACCUCGAUGUUCGAUUCCAUUCUACGCACUCGCGACAAAUGCCACAGGCAGACAAUAAUUCUUCCUCCCCACCAGGCGGAAGUGGUACUUGGAGCAAAGUGGAUCCUUCGCUAGUCGUUGACAUUGCGCUAAAGACCCUGAUAGGGCUGGGCGUCAUUUUUAUCGGGGGAAAUUUAUAUGUGUUUUGGUACAAACAUAGCGUCCUUUCAAAGAUUGAAGCAGCAUUCAACAAAACAUGGGAUGAUGCAGCCCUAGUGCAAUUAAUCAAGCAGGAGCUAUCGCGGUUUGACCUUCUGACACCUGACCUGGAACAUGCUAGCUUGCAGAGCUUGGCGGCAAAGCUCUCCGAAGUACAUCCGCGGCGACAGGAACAAGACUUCGUCGAUUCCAUUGUGAAGGGAGAGAUGGCAGGUUCCUAUUUUCUCCUUGUCGGACCGAAGGGGGCGGGAAAGUCUGGAAUGGUAUUCGAUGCAAUGCUGAAUAUACGUAACAAAGGGGCAGUAUUUCUUGAGGCCCAUCCCGACCUUGAGGUGUUUCGUUUGCGCCUAGGAAAUGCUUUAAACUAUGAAUUUAGCGAGGAUAUGCAGGCGGGACUGUUCCAGAGACCGGACCCUCGAUCCGGCGGUCCCGCGAUGGAUAUUGAACGCGCACUAGAUAAGCUAUAUGAAGUUGCUAUGCGAAAUGGACGUCGUCGUCCGCUCGUUCUCGUCAUCACCAAAAUUCAGAAUUUUCAAAACGAUGACCAAGGCCGAAAUCUUCUUUUACAGAUCCAACAGUACGCUGAACGUUGGGCCAUAAGAGGCAUUGUCACUGUUGUAUUCACCACGGAUGAUGUAUGGCCGUAUACUUUAUUGCGCAAAGCAGCAACUUUGAUGGAAGUGCGCUCUGUCCAAGAUCUGGACUGGGAAAUGUCAAAGCGUACUCUAUUGUGCAGACGGCCAGACGCUGAAAAUGUAAACAGUGUCGUGCACGUUGUGGGAGGACGUCAAUCCUACCUCAAUAAGGUGUCCAGGGCCGAAGAGAUGCUGCAAGCUGCGGAGGACCUCCUGCGCUCGGAGAAGGCGUGGCUUGAGAACUGCCUCGGGCUGAUACCAGAUUGCGACAAUGAUGGAGAAGUUGUCGUUCAGCAAAAAUGGAGCCUGCACUGCUGGACUUUACUCCGAGAGUUCGUACGUCUAUACAGAGUCAACCAGAGGGAAUCGGGGGACUCUUGGGAUCCUCUAAAACUCCCCGUUAUCCCAGCGUGGCGAUGUCAGCAAAUCAUGACACGGCCCGAUUAUUUGGACGAGCUUGAUAGAUUGGACGUGGUUUAUAUCGACAUGAAUUCAAACGUGCAGCCCGACUCAAUGCUAGUCCUCCGCGCCGCUUUAGACAUCGUUGAGAAGGAGGGCUUCGAUGAGCUCCUAGAAGAUGUCCGCUGCAGAAUAAAGGAGAUAGAGAAUCUACGGCGAUGAAGGGUUCCUUGGAACAGGGCAUACACAUAUUGACUGGAUUCGAUCUGUCAUAAAACAGGAAAAGGAAAGACCAGCUAGUAGUGGUUUUUUAUCUUUAUGGUGAUUUCUGUACACCCUGCAUCUUCAAGAAAAUUUCAGGGCGAAUAUGGCAUCACUAAUUAUUAUAGCCCUACUCAAUAACGAUUUUAUUUGGCCAUUUUAUUUCAUGACAGUUCGUGCAAAAGCUUCCGAAUUAAAAUGCAAAUAAAAUGAACAAGCAACACGUUCGACACGCACAUAGCGGCACUUGAAAUCAGCUAAGUGAGGCGCAGGGGUUCCGAUUGUGCUCAUCGGCGCAGGCGUCGUUGAAACACGUUCACGCCACCAUGACAGAUAGUUCCCCGCACGCUAUAACGUCUCUCGAAGCACUUGCCAUCAUCUUGUCAUCAUGCUUACGAAAUAAAAUCGUUAUCG